Molecule: messenger RNA, 997 nt
Organism: Cyanistes caeruleus (blue tit)
Lineage: Eukaryota; Metazoa; Chordata; Aves; Passeriformes; Paridae
Source: RefSeq, a predicted model, not a curated record
AUCUUGAUAGGGCAGCGGAUCUUGCGGAAGAGGUACGAAACCUCUUCCACAUAGAUCACAACUGACAGCAGUGUCAUGAUGGUGGUGGAGAUGGCUACCACAGCGUACUUUGCUGUCUGCUUCUACCUGCUAAUGCUGGUCAUGGUGGAGGGCUUUGGGGGCAAGGAAGUGCUGCUCAGCACCCUGAAGGAUGUGUCCAUGGUGAUCAGCACUGGGCCGUGCUGCUGCUGUUGCCCCUGCCUGCCCCGAAUCACCAUGAGCAGGAAAAAGCUUAAACUGAUGAUCCUGGGGACUUUCCAGUAUGCCUUCUUCAGGGCAGUCGCUGUCUUCCUGGGGCUGAUCCUGGCUGCUGAUGGGAAUUACAACCCUGCUGACAUUUCAGCAGAAAGUGUGGCCCUCUGGAUCAACACCUUGGUUGGUGUCUCCACCCUCUUUGGGCUGUGGGCCCUGGGCAUCCUCUUCCGGCAGGCCCGGCUGCACCUGGCUGAGCAGAACAUGCAGGCCAAGUUCACCUGUUUCCAGCUCCUGCUCCUCCUGACGGCGCUCCAGCCUGCUAUCUUCAGCAUCCUGGCCAACAGUGGCAGCAUCGCUUGCUCACCGCCCUUCUCCUCCAAGGCCAGGUCACAGCAGAUGAAUAUGCAGCUGUUGAUCCCACAGACCUUCAUCCUGGCGGUGCUGACGCGGAUGUACUACCGCAAGCAGGAUGACAAGCCUGGCUACCAUCCCGUCAGCUUCGCACCCGCCGGCACCGACGUCAAGGCGUGAGCAGGAAGGAGAGACUGGGGGGGCCAACGGGCACAGUGGGGUGAGGGGCUGGUCUACCCUGCACAACCUUCUCCUCCCCUGACCCUGGGGAGCUGCUGGCAGCAGAAGAGGGAGAAGGGGAAAGAGCAUCUUGGGACAGAAUGAAAAAAUCCAUAAGCCAAGGUGGUCCAUGGAGCCACCUCCAGCCUGGAGAUUUUUGUCUAGCACUGAGUAAAGAUAAAUUUUUACUGGA